Molecule: messenger RNA, 801 nt
Organism: Zygosaccharomyces rouxii
Lineage: Eukaryota; Fungi; Ascomycota; Saccharomycetes; Saccharomycetales; Saccharomycetaceae
Exons: 1
Coding region: 1-801 (266 amino acids)
Source: RefSeq, a predicted model, not a curated record
AUGAAUUUCUUCUCUGUUGUUCUAACACUUGGAAUUAUUACUGGUGUAUUUGCCGACUCGACGGCCUUCAGGCCAGUUGUUAGUAGUGCAUCCGAUGCUAAAUUGAACGGUUUGACAAUUUAUGCUUCUGGUGGUGCUAUUAUCUUAGGUGAUGCGAGUAGUAAUCCAACUGUAUCACAUUUGACUGACUGCGGGGCCUUUGCUGUUAGCGGGGAUGAUUAUGCUGGUACUGUUGAAUCAGGACUUUUUAGCUUAGUGGGCGCUACUCAGGCCGCAUUUGGCUUUACUAUUCAUGAUGGUAAGCUAACAUAUAAGGACAACGCUGAGUUUUAUGCGAUUCAACAGGGUUCUGGUUAUCGUCUUGCUAUCUAUGGUGGUACAAAGAUUACCAUCGAUGCUCAAAUAGUGGGUGGGGAUUCCAUAGUUAGUGAUUUUUCCCCUAGUGGUGUUUGUCAUGGCCAAGGACCUCAGAAAGUUUCCAGUACCAGUAUCCAAGGUGUUUCUAGUACUGAUAAUCAAGGUAAUAGUCCGGACGGUUCUCCACGCGGUUCUCCACGCGGUAAAUUCAGUGGAUCUCCAAGCGGUUCUCCAAACAGUUCUCCAAACAGUUCCCUAAGUAGUAAGGGCAAUGAUAAGCCAGAUGGUAGUUCGGACGGUUCUCCAGGCAGUUCUCCAGGCGGUAGAUACCAACAUACUACUAAACCAGCCGGCGGUGGUCGAGGCGGUAAGCCUUCUAAUUCCACUGUACACAGGGACUCUGUGUUAAAAAGGGUUCCAAGGGUGUCGAUCUCUCUUAAUUAG